UUAACAUUCAGCAAAACCAGAAAUACCCAAGAUGGCGGCAAAAGUAGGCGAAUUUGAAUAUGCAACUCAACUUUUCGGCUUUACUCCUAAUGCGUUUGUGGACGGCAUUUAUAAUGCACUUAACGACUACAUUAAGGAGUUCUUUAAAGAGAUGGGCAAAGUUUUAGACGAGGAAUUCGCGAAAGGCGAUGCGAUUUUGAGCUCAAAAAUCAGAGAGGGUUGCAAAGAAUUGAUCGCGAAAUGCUAUCAAAAUGUCGAUAAAAACAUCGACAGAAUGGAAGUGUUCUUGUUAAAGAAUGUUUUUGUUAUCCCUGAAACGCUUUUGCUGCCAGAAGACGAAGCACACAAAGGGAGUGUUUUAAAAGAUGAAAAUUCUUUGACUGAGUCUAGUUUGGAUAAAGAGAUUUUGGAACUUAAAACUGAGAUUUUGAAGGAGAUUCGUUAUAGAGAACUUCUGCAGUGUGAACAGCAAAGAUUGAGGAAAAUCCUAGGAGAGCUUAAAAGGUCUAUAAAUAAUUUAGUUACGGUCAAUUGGCAGCACCCAACUUCCCAUGGAAGCCACAAAGGGCUAAGUGCUAGGGGGUGAUACUUAUACCAGAAACUGUAAUAUUUUUGUUGACGACAGGGGAAUAACCUCUUCAAAACCUCCUACCCUGGUUUAAACGUGGGUGUCAGUGCUGGACACUAGGGGGACAACUCCCUCCUCCCACCCACCCCCAAUAACUUCUUAUGAUAGCCUUUCAAUGAUAGCUGAGUAACAAUGUAACAAAGCUGUAACAAUAGUAAAAGCAUUGGUAAACUAAAUCUAUAUAUUGCAUGAAAUUUAAGGCACAAAAGGUCUACAAAAGGUGGUCAUAUGUUGGCAACCUGAUUCCCUCACUCCCCUGAAUAUUUUGCAAAGUGUCUGCCACUAAUGAGUAGGUUUGUCUGCACUGCUUGUCCCAAGUUGUUAAGCUGUUAACAAUUUCUAACAACCUUGUUGAUAUUAUCAGACCUGUUGCAAGGUUGUUGUAACAAGUCCAAUACAGUCAUGAUAUAACAAUAUUGUUACAACUUUGUGUUGUCAAUCUUGUAACAUUCUUGUUAUAUCAUGAUUGUAUCAGACUUGUUAGAACAAUCUUGUAACAAGUCUGAUAAUGCCAUCAAGCUUGUUGCAAGUUGUUAACAGUUUGUUCCAAACUUGUUACAACAACUGGGAACAAGCAGUGCGAACACAACUUGUCGACAGCUUGUGAACAGAUUUGUAACAACUUGUUUGCAGGCAACCUGAAACAACUUGUGCAUUUUUACGUAUAGAUAUUAUGUAAUGCAAUUCCACACCCUGGCUUGACAAUUGUGAGUGAUUUGUCAAGUUCUACAUUUAUAAUAAAUGGUUUAUAUUUUUAAUAACUUAUAAUUUUAGACUAGAAGAAUGGUUUGACAAAAUCUGCAGUGAAGUAAACCAAAACAAUUUGAAGGAUGCUAUUGACCUUGUUUCAACAAACAGUGCGAAAAUCAUGGAUCUCUUGGAGAGUGAAAAACAGAUAAAAAAUUAAUUUUAUUUUCUAUAACUUAUUUGCUGGGUAGCAUGCAAGGGGUACACCCUGCUGAAUACCACAAUUACCACCCCAACCCCACACAAAAAAUUAUAAUUGGGAUCAACCUGUCACAAUGGAAAGCCAAUGUUCUGUGUCCAAAGUGUGCCUUUCAGUUUUCCAGUGUUUGCCUUUAAGGACAAAUAGUGCAAGCUAGUGAUAUUUGUCAACAUUUAUUUUGGAAUAUUGUUAUUUAACAAUUAUUCCCCGAAGGCGAGGUGAUUAUCGGUGAAUAAAAACCGAGACGAAGUCGAGGUUUUUAUUCACGAUAAUCACCGAGCCUGAGGUGAAUAGUCAAUCGAGAUUGUUUUAGUAUAAUUUCAUAGGUGAUUAUUUGGAAAAAAAAUAAGAAAAUACACAUUUCUUCGUCAUUUAAUUGACAAAAAGGCUUCGGCCGCCAUUUUGAAAAUUGCUUAGGUGAUUAUCGCGUAAUAAUCACCUCAACGGCAACCAAUCAGCGUGGAGAAUUUUCAAUAAUCACCUAUGUAAUUAUACUAAACAGUAUUAUUCAUUGAUACGUAAUCAUGAUAUAUUACAUACCGUUUAUCAGACAUUUAAUAUAUUUUCUGGCCAUUUAUACUGUUUCAUAUAUUUACUUCCAGUAUAUAUUUACCAAAAGCCCACUUAGUACUUUUGCAAAUUCUGUCAUUUGAUUGACAAUUUUAUGGUUGUACUAUGUCAAUCAGAACCAAAUGCAGUGAGCCUUGGUAUGGCCUAGUAUUGGUUUUAGGUGAAGCAUUCAAAGCGCAGUUAAACCCAAC
This is a messenger RNA of Paramuricea clavata, 2335 nucleotides long. The record is from the annotation of a GenBank genome assembly. Lineage: Eukaryota; Metazoa; Cnidaria; Anthozoa; Malacalcyonacea; Plexauridae.